This is a messenger RNA of Metopolophium dirhodum (rose-grain aphid), 2259 nucleotides long. RefSeq lists its product as uncharacterized. The coding region runs from base 362 to 1807 and encodes 481 amino acids. The transcript is spliced from 2 exons. NCBI's taxonomy places the organism in Eukaryota, Metazoa, Arthropoda, Insecta, Hemiptera, Aphididae. The record is from RefSeq and is a predicted model, not a curated record.
AUACGGACAUCCGGCCGAAUCCAAACGGCCGACGGCUAUAUAGGCCGACAGUCAGAUAGCCGAAACUAUUUUAGCCGACAAGGUCAAAAGGCCGACACUACGAAAAGCCGACACUAAAAUAAAUUAAGUAUAAGCUAUACAUUUUCAAUUCGAUAACGUAGUGUUGUCUUUUGUUGUAAUAAUGUUAUCGAUAACUUAUCGAAAUUUAACGAUACCUAAUACCUAUAGCCUGUAAUCUACAGUGGGUAUUGCUAUUGCAUGUUCAUAAAUACUGUUUCAGUUGAUUCGUAACCACGCCGCGUCUUUGCAUUCAUUUUUGUGUCGUUGUUUAAUUUAAUUUAUGUAUUUGCAUUAAAUAAUUAUGGAAUAUAAAAUUGAAAUUUUUGGUACAAAAUUAUUAAUUGACAAUUUUAUCAUGAUUAAAAACAAAAACCGUAACAAUAAAUAUUAUUGGGAAUGUGAAAAGAGGAAACAUACUAAACGGCAUAAUAGUAAUAAUGAAUAUUGUAAUGCAAGAGCAGUAACAAUUCUUGUUGAUGGUAAUCAUAUUGUUAAAGAUAAUUCUUUUUUAAAUCACAACCAUGGGCCUGACCCAUGCCGAUUGUUGGUAAAGAAAAACAUAAAAUAUAUUGUUUCAAAAGCUCUGUCUUCGAGAGAUAAACCUUCGCAAAUAAUACAGGAAGCAACGAGUCGCAUCCCCGUCAAUUCUCAGCCAUACAUGCCAUCAGUUGAAGCAACGCGAAAAAUUAUUUCACGGUGUAGAAAACAUCAGAAUCCACCAGAACCAACAAGUCUUUCACAAAUAGAUAUUCCUCUUAACUUAUGUAAGUCUUUUAAUGGUCAAACAUUUUUACUAAAAGAAAGUACUAUUGAGAGUCACAAAAUAUAUAUUUUUUCUACUAAAGAUGAAAUAUCAAAACUUGUCAAUGCCAAUUAUUGGGUUAUGGAUGGUACAUUUAAAACUGUGCCAAGUAUAUUUUUACAAAUGUACACCAUACAUGCACCUGUUGGUGGAAAUAAUUCUAGAAUUUUGCCAUUAGUAUAUGUUUUAAUGACCAGUAAACAACAAUGUUGUUACGAACGUUUAUUCGAAGACCUAAUAUCAAUUUGUGAUGAUUUCGGUUUCGAUGUUUCACCAAAAUGUAUUAUAACAGAUUUCGAAAAAGCUGCAAUUAAUGCAGCUAAUAAAGUAUUUCCAGAAUGCCAACAAAAAGGGUGUUUUUUUCAUUUAGGCCAAAAUAUUUGGCGAAAAAUCCAGUCUAGUGGAUUGGCUACUAAAUAUGGAGAAAAUGAAGAAUUUAGUUUACAACUUCGAUGUAUGUGGUCACUUGCAUUUUUACACCCAUCAGAUAUACCUAAUGCUUUUGAUCAAUUGAAAGAUUCAUUACCCUAUGACAUUCAAAAUUACUUUGAAGAAAAUUACGUGCAUGGAAAAGUACGAAGGAAAUUUAGAAAUGGAAUAGUAUCUCGAUAUGAGCCAUUGUUUCCACCAUCAUUUUGGUCAAUACAUUUCAAUCAUGAAAACAAUAUUCCAAGGACACAAAACAAAGUCGAAGCAUGGCACAAAAGAUGGAAAGUAUUAGUAGGAGCUGAUCACGUUGGGGUGUAUCGUAUAAUUGAGGAAAUGAGAAAAGAGCAACAACACGUUGUGGGGCAAAUUCAAAUUAUUUUAUCCGGACAAGCAAGGCCAAAACAAAGUUCAAAGUACGUAAAACGUCAAAACCAAAUUCAAACUAUUCUAAAUGAUAAAGAAAACAGAACAACCCUCGAGACAAUAAGAGGUAUUGCAUACAAUUUGCACUAUUAAUUUUUAUUUAUUAACAUUUAACUAUAUAACAUAAUUAUCAAUUAUAAUUUUAUAAACUAUUAGUAUUUUUUAUUUUUUAUGUAUAAAUAUCAAAUUUUUUAAUUUUUAAAACAUAUUAGGAAUAUAAAAUGUACUCAAUAAUAAUUUAUUAGUAUUUUUUAUUUUUAUGUAUAAAUAUCAAAUUUUUUAAUUUUUAAAACAUAUUAGGAAUAUAAAAUGUACUUAUAAUUAUUAACAAUACACUAAAUUUUAUUUUUAAGAAUAAGUAUCACCUAUAUAUAUAUAUCUGUGUGUGUGCAUAAUUUACCUAUCUCAACAUAAAAUUACUUAAUCGGCCAUUUAAUAUGUCGGCCUAAUGCGUGUCGGCCUAUAAAUUUGUCGGCCAUUUAGUAUGUCGGCCUAUUGCGUGUCAGCCAAAUGUCUGUCGACCAAAUGUCUGUCGGCCGAUUGUA